AUGACCACCAGUCUGCAGGCCAUCGCGGGCCCCUCAAAGUACACCACCGCAAUGCAGCCAAAAAUCGAGCCUGUCUCGCCGCUCAACUCGAUCGACAACGAGGUUUCCGUCACAAAACCUGGCCUGACUGUCGGAGAGAAUGGAGAGGUUGUCAAGGUCCCCGCCUUCCUCAACAAGUUGUACAGCAUGGUGUCUGAUCCUGACACUGAAGAGUUGAUAUACUGGGCCGAGUCGGGCGACUCCUUCUUCGUCCCCAACCACGAGCGUUUUGGCAAGGAGCUUCUCCCGCGUUUCUUCAAGCAUGCCAACUUUUCGAGCUUUGUCCGCCAGCUCAACAUGUACGGCUUCCACAAAGUGCCGCACCUGCAGUCGGGCGUCCUGAAGAACGAGGCCCCGUCCGAGCUGUGGGAGUUUGUCAACCCUUUCUUCAAGCGCGACCAACCUCAACUGCUGUCCCGAGUGACGCGCAAGAAUAAUAGGCCAGUGACAGCCGUUCCACAGCCGCCCAGCCAGGGCUCGACUGGCACACGGUCGUCGGCGCGUCAGGCUGCUGCCAACGCUUCCAUCAGCCCUGGCUACCCUGGUGUGCACCUCCUCACCGAUGGCACCACCGAGGGUGAGGCUGGCCCACUCGUGUCCAUGACCCAACUCGCCGAUCUGCAGGCCAUCCAGAGCGGCAUCAACGCUAUCCGCCAGACCCAGGCCGCUAUUGGCGCCGACCUCAAGGCGCUGCAGACAUCCAACGAGCACCUGUGGCGUGAGGCCAUCGAGUCUCGCGAGCGCCAGCAAAAGCACGAGGAGACCAUUGACCUCAUUGUCUCCUUCCUCGAGCGUCUCUUUGGUACUGAAGGCGAGGGCCUCAAGGGCCUCAAGGAAGCCAUGCGCCGCGGCGUUAUGACCCGUGCCCGUGAGGACAGUGGAACGGACGAGGUGGCAAGCGCCAAGAAGCGUCGCAGGCUACUCAUCGAGGAUGGUACCAUUGCUACCAACGGUGGCAGUGACAGUGCAAACGGGGUGGCCAAUGGUCGCUUCAGUGAGAUUCAAGGUUGGUACAAUACACCAAUUAUUGAACUGACUCAACAAGAACCCACGGCGACCAUUGAGCCGGUGAAUAGCACCUCCGUCCCUGCUAGUGUUGAACCUUGGAACUCUACUGGCCCCCGUUUCACUGCGCUUGCCACUGACGAUGAGGCUUCUCCCUUCUCCAAGUCGCGCUCCACCUCCAUGAAGUCUGGCGUCACACCGGGCCAGGAUCCUACUCUCCACCAGGGCGGCGUGUCGCCUCUUUCAGACGUGCCAGAGCUGCGGACCGACAACACCCACGCUCUGCAGGCCUAUGGCGGCUCCGAAGACAUGACUGGCCUCAACCUCGACCCCUCCCUUCUCCAGACGACGAUCGGCUCCCUCUUGCAGUCGCCUGCUGCUGCGCAAAUGUUCCUCAACUCGCUCAACGCCUCCGUCCAGGGCCAGGCUUUGGCCACCCCCCACAAGCCGACUUCCCCUGCCCCUCCCACCGAGAACGCCGACCCGACAAUGGCGCUCUUUUCUCCUCUUCCCAACGCCGGCCUGGCCAACCACAACCAGGACCUGCUCGGCGCGUACCACAAGGCCGUCGGCGUCAACGGCGAGGUGGAGAGCCUGCAGGACAGCAUCGACUCGCUUGUGAGGAGCAUGGGCCUGGACCUGCCGAAUGGUGGCCUCCCUCAUGGAGGUCACAACCCGAACCAGACCCCUGCGCCGACAGCGGCCACCACCACGGCAAACACUGUUGGUCCCAGCUCAGUGCCGUCUGUGCCGUCUGUGCCUUCUGUGCCCUCGGUCCCCUCGGUCCACUCCCUCCCCGGUCAUUCGGAAACGAUCGCGCCAGAAUUCGAUGACAGCGAGUUCAACGUCGACGACUUUCUCGACCAGCUGGCCAAGAAUGGCCCCAACACCACCGAGGAUGAGCACGACCGCUAA
Molecule: messenger RNA, 1959 nt
Organism: Apiotrichum porosum
Lineage: Eukaryota; Fungi; Basidiomycota; Tremellomycetes; Trichosporonales; Trichosporonaceae
Gene: HSF1
Product: stress-responsive transcription factor hsf1
Exons: 3
Coding region: 1-1959 (652 amino acids)
Biological process (GO): regulation of DNA-templated transcription
Molecular function (GO): sequence-specific DNA binding; DNA-binding transcription factor activity
Source: RefSeq, a predicted model, not a curated record